Molecule: messenger RNA, 9976 nt
Organism: Pelmatolapia mariae (spotted tilapia)
Lineage: Eukaryota; Metazoa; Chordata; Actinopteri; Cichliformes; Cichlidae
Gene: luzp1
Product: leucine zipper protein 1
Exons: 10
Coding region: 768-4073 (1101 amino acids)
Source: RefSeq, a predicted model, not a curated record
CACCUUUUUUCAUUGUUAAGGACGCGGUGGAAUGUGAUGGUUUGAUCUCAAAAGGACCAGGGAGGGGAAUAUCCGAAAGGAAAGGACCAGCGAAAGCGACUGAGGGAAAGGGGGAAAGCAGAAAGCGGUUCCCCCCCUAUCGCCUCCAACUCUCUGGUCUUGACUGAGAAUAUGUGGAUGAACUUGUCCCGGCCGUGUCGGCUGCAGCGAGCCCUACCGUCCGCACGAGCUCAACCCGCGUGAAGUUGUGGAUUUACCGUUGCGUUUUCCGGACCCGGCGGUGGAAGUGCUGAGGAUGGAGAGUUUGUGGAGCUUGAUUUGCUUUAGAGGAAAGGAUGCAUCUUAAAUUAAUCACACGCUGCUCUUAGUUAGAGCGAUACGAUCUAGCCACUGAGGUCUCCAUUCAGCCGCAGCGGGCUGCUAAUGCCAAGGCUCAGGCUGAUGAAGCACUGCCAAGCUCUGCCAAGCAAACUCUGUGUGUGCGCGCCCUGUGUUAGGAUGGGAAAACGGUGAAUGAACAGGAUGCGGAGCAGCCAGGCAGAAGAUGACAGAUUUGUCUGCUGAAAACCACUGAGGGAAUUUUGAAGUCUUGAAGAGACGGUGGCAAAACAAAUCAGAACAGCCUAAGAAGAAAAAGGAGCUUUUCCUUGACAGCCUAAAGAACUUGGUAGCACAACGGCACAGAUGUGGACUCCCCAACAGAUUUUCAUCAGAUAAUCUGGACAACAUAGAAACUUGGUCGAUACAAUAGAAAGAAAUCUGGAACCAUGUCGGAUCAUAAAGACAUGACCCAUCGCCACCUGAAGCACAAGCUGCAGAGUCUUGGCCGAAGACUUGAUGAACUGGAAGAAGCAACAAACAAGCUACAGAAGUCUGAGGAUGAGCUUCUUGACCUACAGGACAAAAUUAUCCAGGCAGAGGGAAGUAACUCGUCCCUGCUUGGUGAUGUGGAAGCCCUGAGAAAACGUCUCUUGAAGAUCCAGGGGAAAGAUGAGGAGGUACGUAAAGCUGAGGAUCUUUGCCGCACAGUCAGAGAGAAACUGGAAGAGGAGGAAAACCUUACGAAAGAGCUAAAGGCAGAAAUAGAACGUCUUCAGCGACGGAUGGCUGAACUCGAGAAACUGGAAGAAGCUUUUGGGAAAAGCAAGUCUGACUGCAGCCAGCUCUGCCUUAGCCUCAAUGAGGAGAAGAACUUAACCAAGAAGCUCUCAUCUGAGUUGGAGACACUAAAAGCCCGUUUGAAAGAGGUGGAGGGGUCUGAGACAAAGCUGGAGAGAAUGGAGCAGACCUUGGCUAUGGAGCUUGAAAAGCUCAAGGGAUUCACCCAAACCUUUGUGAAUGAGCGUAAGAGGCUGCUAGAGAAACAAAGAGAGGAUGAGAAGACCAUUCUGAAGUUGGAAGAAAAGCUGGCGACCCAGAAGAAUCGCUUUGGCAUGUCAACGGAUUCUGGCAGAGCAGAUUUCAUGAGCUCAAGAAUUGAAGAUGAGCUAACAUCCACAGCGCUCUUAACUAGUAAGCUGGCUGGACGGAAGAAGAGCCUUGACUACUCAAAGCUGUCUGAGAAUGAGAAAAACAGCGGUCUUGAAGGCUUGCAGGAGGACAACAAAGUAAAGGAGUUGACACAGGAGGUAGAACGACUGAAGAACCGCCUUAAGCAGUUGGAGAUUGUGGAAGAGGAUUUGAAGAACUCUGAGUCCAAAAAUGGUGAGCUUCACGAAAAGUUCCAGAUAGAAAGGGAACGAGUUCGAAAGUUAAAUGAGCAGGUGGAACACCUCAGGAUGCAACUGUGUGGAAAAGGCGGAAUCGGAGGAAAUGGAAUUGGUAACUUGGAUAAACACGGCAAUGGAAGCAGCACUGCUAAGGUCAUUGAAAAUGGCAAAGUUGAAAAUGAAGAGGCUAUCCUGAAGGGAGGGUUUAGACAAGAAAAGCCUAAAUAUAGAAGUGCAGCAACUGUCCCAGAGCCAAGUUCCCCAAAACAUAGGAACAGAGAUUUAUCUCCUCAGCAUAAAUCUUGGAACAAAGAUUUCAGCAACUCUGAGAAGGGUUCUCCCAAGUCAGUGAGGAGAGCCCUGAGUCCUGCCCAAAAGAGAAGGACACCCAGAACUACAACUACCACAAAUUCAUCUGAUAAUGGAAUACGAGAUACAGUGCGAGGAGCUGAGGAAAAGCCAAGAGGAGCCACAUACAGCUCUGUGAAUACAACUUCUAGUGAUACCAAGAAGGUGUCCGUCCUUAGUCGAUACCCUCCAGCAGCUAAUGACCAGAAGCCACUAAGGACAGCUCACAAGCAUACAGAUGACAUCAAGAAGAGCAGAGAAAAGUUCUCAAAACUGUACGUAGGUAGUGACAGUGAAUCUAACAGCUCUGAUGUCGUGCCUGACAGUACCUCCAGUACCAUGAACAGCAUCUCUGCUCUAGAGAAGGAAACGGUGCCCGUCUCUGAUCAGGAAUCAACAGACCAGAUUCAGGAAUCUGUAUCUUCUUCUAUUUCUACUAUAUCCAAAGCCAAUGGCUCAUACACAGCCUACAGAUCUCACAUCAAUCCCUUGCUGGCCAGUGACCAGGGGUCAGAGGGUCAUUCUUCUGCCUCAGAAACAGAAUCUACUGGAUCAAGGCCAUCUGAGCUGGACCCUACAGCUGAAACCGCUGAGGCAGCUAGCACAACUGUAAGCAGUAGGACUGUAACCUCCAGGUAUUCUAGAUACCCUCAAGUCCAGGACACGCAUUCAGAGGGUUCCUCCUCCAGGAGCUCCUUUGAUGAGGAGCUGCACAGCCGGUCACAGGGAGCUGAGGGAGGUCACCAGGGACCCAUGCAUACUGCAGCAGGGAUUGAAAUCCAACGAGUAUGCAGUCCUAGAGAGGCACUGAGAUCAAGAGCUGUGAUCAAGCCUGCUAUUGUUGAAAUUGACAGAAAGGAAGUAAUGAUUUCAGAACCCUUGGCUACAAAUGGGAAACCCAAGAUCUCGACCAAACCAGUAGUGACUACUACUAAUAAAAUCACCAGUAGUAUAACCAUCUACCCAAAUGAUCCAAGCUCUUCCAGAACCAGCAGUCGCAGCAGCAGUGUGUCCAGUGAACCUGCGCCUAUUAAAGAGCGCCACACAUCUACAAGUAACAUCGUUAUAGGCCCAAACACUGACCAUCAUGGCAGUAUUUCCGUCCCAUAUGAGAUCUCCAUACCCAAGAGUGAGAUCACUUUGCGGCCAUGCCAGGACCAGGACUGUGGGCCACACAGCCACAGUGAUUCAUCAUCAAGGUCUAAACUCCACAACUCUUCCAGGGUGGAGACCACCACCAGCCACCUGUGCUGCCAGCGCAGCAACUUUAGCCUCCAGUCGCCGGACGUCACUUCCUCAGACUUCAACGACACAGAAUCAGGAUUUGAGAGCAGCAGCAGCAGCAGCACGACCACCGUCACCAGCUGGAGAAGCCAACGGCAAAGCCAACCGUCACACGAAGACAGUUUGCCAGAUAUGAAGAAUGUGACCGUGAGAAGCCCCUGGAGGAACAAAAGCGCCAUGUCUGUGGACGAGGGAAGUCGAGGAAGGAGUACGAGAGCAAUGACAGAUGGCGGGUCUGAAGAUGAAACCGAAACUGCAACAACGUGGAGGGCUUACAGGGCAACCACCUUUGACACAGAGGACUCUGUAAACAGUGGAAACGGAGGCGGCGGAAAUGCUGCAGCACAGAAGGGAGCCAAGCCGUCCCCUGCUGAGGUGUACAUGCGUAAGAUCUCUCAGUCUCCCCCUAUGGAAACAGGAGGGUUGGGAAGGGCCAUACCCCAUGCACCUGUUACCUCUCAGUCCUGGAACCGAUCAUAUUCACAGCAGCCACCGGCUUCUGAUAACUUGGACCCCAGUCCAAACCCGAGUCACAGCCCAGCCUCUUGGAGACGACAGAUACCCAGUAGUGAUCUGGGGACCUCUUACGAUCGGAUAAGCAGGACACCCGGGGCCUCCUCUAGAGGAGGGGAGCCCUGGUCCAGUCGGGGGCAAGGCUUAGGGGCCAGAGCUGAGGGGAGGAGCGGAGCGGGAGGCAGACCGUGGAGCCAGCGUCAGUCAGAACAACAUUAGACCAAGUGAGGAGGAGGAUUGAAGCAAGUGGACAGCACUCCAUUAAGCUCUCAACUGCAAAAUAAGGGCCAAGCGCUAGUUUCCCAUCAAAUGACGGCUACAUAGAUCAUCACCACCUCCAGCAGACAACAGUUUUGCAGCCACACUGAACAACAAACCACCGACCUGAUGAUGAGUGUACGCUGAGACAUGGACGCUUCUUCCUAUUCAAAACUGUUCCAGAAAAAGCCGUGCAUGGAAGGUCAGCGCCUGUACAGUGUUUUUGGAGGUUUCCUCACCGGCCAGUGUAUUAUCUUCUGCUUCUUGUGUUGGAUGUAUUAUAGUGUAAUCCUGAAACUUGACAAGGGAGAGGCUGGCACGCUGCGCGGGGCUGGCGAUUUUCCUGUGUGCCAGAGUUGGAGGAAAAUAGACUCAAGAGAGUUUGUUACAGUAACCUCAGAGUAGCUGGAAAUGUCACUUGUGCUUCAGAAUUUCAACUUUUCUUCAUCACUGAAAAGACAAACCCAAUCCUCAGUCAACAGCAGUGCAUCUUUCUCUCUCACAGGGCUGGAUUUUCCCGUAGGUUUCUCUAUAAAACCAAAAGAUCGCUACUUUAAAUGUGACCAAAAACAGGAAGCGAAUUACCCUCGGUUUUGUUUCAGACUCAUUUUUCCUUCUGAAAACCUUCAUCCAAUCCCAUCCCUUCCCCCCUUCACCAAACACAAGCCAUGCAAACGUAUCCACAAAACAAGAAGCAAACACAUCCACAUUUUUAACUUUCGGUUUAAUUUCAGCCCAUAUCCUGACUUUCCAGCACGCGGUAACCUCAAACUAGAUUUAAUUUGAGGUCUUAGAUGCUGAAUGAAGAUUUGCAUGUUUCUAAGUAAUAAAUGAAGAACACUUGAAAGAUUGUGACUCAGCAUGCUUAAAGGGUUGCCGGUUGGCUGGAUUUUAGGCGCACGCACACACACACAAAUACAAAUACAGACGUACGCACAGACACAUUUUUCUUUUUUCUUUUGUCUUCACAGGCCAGGACCUUGUUUAUGUUUUUCUGUUAUUUUGAUUCUUUUGUAAUUCGCUUCCUGUUCUGCAUCAUCCUUUCGCUUUCUUCUCAACCGUGUCAUUUGAAAAAAGAAAGUGGACUGCACGCCAUGAAAUGGAAUGCACAUGCAAGAAGAAAAAAUAAAUCAAUAAAAAACAAGAGGAUGGGGGGUGGCAUUGUUUAUAACCUCAAACCAUGACACAGUUUCCAUGGUUCUGUAUUUUACAGCUGUUGCAACUGUCCUCAUCCAUGUGUUUUGAAAGAGCCAUAGCAAAAAUGGAGUUUCUGUUUGAACUGAACUUUGGACUUUCGAUUACCAGCAACCGUGGCCUGGCAGGGUGGACAUUUUUUUUUUUUUUUUAGUGCUGCCAUAAGUACUGUGUACACACCAGUCAUAGGAACGACCCAAGGGCGUUGGACUUCUAACCAGGAAGUGACAGUCCUGCUUGUACGUGACUUGGUUCGCCGUGCGAAUCGUGCUAGUGUCUCUCUUUCUUAUUUCUAUAGAGGUGUAUUAUUUUGUUACGACGAUAAACAACACCUGGUGGGUUGGUAUGUUGGAGCAAUCACUCAUUGGCAGGGGCCACUACGGCAGAGACUGUGCAGUAGAAUUCAAUUUAGCCACCGGCCAGUAAUAAAAUGAGGUGUUUUUUUGUUUGGUUUUUUGCUGAGGUCAUCAGAAACCCUGCUGACGUAUUCAGGUUUCUCCAUAAAGUCUUUCAACAGGCACCGGCAGGAUCUUGAGACUGUUGCAGAAGAUUGACUGCAGAAUGACAGGCUAUGUAAACUUUUAAUCCUAGAACAAAAUUUAUGAAUGUUGCUCAGGAGGAAUGCAGCUGAGAAUGACCAAUUGCUCGAUGGCUUAAUGCACCGAUCCAACACGACUGCAUUCUUUGUCGCUCGCAUCUGUUAAACUGUAGACGAGGGGGGAAAAAAAGAGAGAAAAACAGAACCAUAACUGUGACAACUCUGGACCAAGUUCUGGAUCUGUGAAAGAACUUGGGACUUUUUAAAAGCCUGCUCUCCAUCUGGCUCCUCUGCUGUUGUGGAUUUUAAUGCUGUGUUGUCGGACCCUGCUGGGGAUGAUCUGGUUCACUUAUUUUUUUUGUUUGUUUGUUUUUUGGUCUCCUGUAUUCUACCAGCCACCAUCAAGCUGUAAUAUUUAUUAGUCUCCACAUAUGUGCAGGUUCUUUUAUUGUGAAAAGAUCCGCCUAUUGGCAGGACCUCUGUCUGUUGCCACUUUGUCACUUUACAGUUUAUGCAAGCAGGAGAUUAUAUGCAAUUAAACUGUCCCCCCACCCCCUCUGCAAUAUCUGUAACCAUUUCAGCCGUCAUCGUGUACAAAAAGAGGUGAUGACUGUGUAAGUGUGAAGUUUGCUAGGUUAAAACUAAAAGUUUACCUUUAGGAAUGCACAUUUUCACCAGUCUGUCUUUCCAUUAUGUUUACCUUCUAGCAGUAAUAUCUACAGUAUGUUUGUCUGUGCCUUGAGAUGCGGUAUAAGAGGUAAACUGUCCCAACAAAUUCAGACUCGCACCAUUUCCUUACACUUGCAGUAAACAUAAAUAACAUGCAAUACAAACAUGUGAGGUUUUGAUUUGUUCUGUUUGCAUUUAAUUGCAUUUUUCUUUUAUUUGAGAAUUGUUUUGGUUGACAUUGUAAAAUUAUUUUUUAGGGGAAAUCCUCCCUGAAGGAAGGUGAAAUAAGAUUCCCGCACAAAACGCCAAAACUUCUUUUCUAACCCACCUCCAAAGCACCCUGUUAAAGGACACGAGCCACGCCGCUGUGUCCUUUGGAUUUGACCGUCAGAGUCACAGGGUGCAGCUCUGCCUCUGAAAGGCUUGCUUUGUGGCUAGCCGCCUCCGCCGGCUUUAUGAUGGCGCAAAAAUGGACCAGACGCACUGUUUAGAGCUCUCAGUGCACAAGCCAAGACAUGAUGAUCAUAUAGUCCUCCUGUGCUCCCUCUGUUAUUGUUCUACUUCUCAUUUACCAAGAGAGAAUGCCCUCUCGUCCCCAGUCUCUCAUCUUUUCGACCAAUUUUAAUUUUCUUUUUCGGAUUUUGCUAAAAACCAAGUGUCCCUUCCUCCUCCCUCUGUUUCUCUGUAUUUUCCUUAGAUUCUCAUUUCCUAAAAGGAAAACCUUUGCCCUAAACAGCAGUGAUGUGUGCUACUGGUGCAGAGGCUCGUUUUAUUGAAGGCCAGAGGCCUGUCAGCAGAAAAUGAUGGGCAGCUCCCUGAGUAGCUGAAAGGUGAAAUGUCAGCUCUGGGUCUAAUCCUGUCUCUACAUCUUGAUUCAGGGCUUCUAAAUACAGGAGCGUCAAAAAUGGCCAGCUUGGCAGUGACGUGCACUUGAUGAUAAUUAAAACACCCGGGGGGGUAUCGAGUGUCCGUUUCUGCCAGAUAUACACGUGCUCUUCUCUCAGUGUGUUUGUUGCUGUUGUUGAUAUGUCAGCGAGGGUUCUCAUUUAAAGCUCAAGUGGCGUCUGCAGAACCCUGAGUUGGCUGGAGGGCGUUUGUGGGUCAGGAUGGUGAUGCAAGCACCUGAGCCACUGCCCAUUAUCCUGCCUCAUGGCCCAUAAAGUUCUUGUUACUGUUUUCCUCCAAUCCAACGUGAUACUCCUCCACCGAUCCCUAAGCAGCACCACUGUGAAGCAUUUCUCUACCUGUGAGUUGUUUCUUUUGAAUCUUUUUCGUCCUUUCUUUCCCUAAAGAGUGUUUGAGUUUGGGGUGGGGGUGUCCCAGCUGUCAGAAACUGUAGGUUUUACGAUGCGUGGCAGGUUUCCCCUCCUCAAGGUCGGGUUCAAAGCAAGCCGGGCUGUGUAAAGGCCAAAGUUGAAACUAUGCGAUCCACCUUUCUUCCUUCUAAGGCCCCAAUAUUCCCAAACGCUACCGCUAAACCCGAUCGUACAUCCACUCCAUCCAGUGAGACUCAGCUGGACUCUGUCCCAGCAUGAAGACCACCUGUGGCAUCUGUGUGUGCUUAUGUGAUUGUGCAAAAUGCAACUGCUCACAGGUGACAGGUCUCACUCAAUGCUUCGGUGAAAGUUGGUGCAGUGUUAAUAUGGUGGAAUGUACUAAUUGGUUUUUGGUGGAGCUGCAGUGAUAAUUUCACAGGUUUUAAGGAUUCCAGGGCUGUUUUCUUUUCCUGAUGUCUCCUCUGAUUUGUGAUUGAUGGUUGAAUGUGGACUGAAUUACAGCAAUGGUGUAAUAGCUGCUGUUUAAAAACAAAAAGAGGCUGCUUCUGCUUUCCUGCUAGGAUACCAGCUAAAGAGUUAAUAGAAAUCCUCUUAAGAUGUGUUGGUAUAUCUAUAAACAUCCGUUAUUUUGUUUUUCCUUUUAUAAAAGUAGACUAGAAUGUACUUAGUGGAGAUCGGAGGAAUGUUAGCAGGCCCUUGUCUUCAAAUGCCUCCAUUGUGAAGCCAGGGUUAUGGUGUCAUUGGGGUGUCACAGGCUGUAAUCUGCACUUAACCAGCACUUAAACAACUAAUGCCCCCUUUAAGUCCCCCAUUGUUAAAACGUUUCCUCUUCUGUGCCCCCAAAAUUGUCCGUAGCUGUUUGCUGAAUGUACCACAGCUGGUUAUGUAGGGUUUAUUAUUUGUUUCUUUUUGUAAAUUCUUUUCAAGAAUCAUCUCAGCAGGUAAAGGAAAUUGGCAUGCACUCAGUGAAAAAUCAUGUUUGUGUCUCAGCCUUUUAACAAUGUGCCAAAAUCAUUCCACAGUAUUUACAGUUUACAGAGAUGGUGCAAGAGUUUCCCCAGGAGGACACGGUGUCUCUUAAGGUUCUGAAAUAAAGGGGAAAUAUAAGUGAGGUUUGUCUUUUCUCUGUCAUCUCUCUCCUUAUGUAUUUUUUUUCUCUUUGUUAAACAAAAGAUGUCUUAUUUUGGAAUCUAUAUUGGAUAGAUUUUAUUUAAGGAAAAACUAAUUUUGUAAAGUGGGCCUUAUUACUGAAAUAUAUAAAGUAUUUGUCCAUCUUGAUUUAAAGACUUUUUUGUUUUUCGAGGUAAUGUAUCUCCUUUUUCUCUGUCACACUCCUGGAGAGUUCUUCUUCAUGUAUUUUGUGCUUGGUAGUUUUAAUGCAAGACGUUUCUCACAACCUGGAGACAUGAUGACGCACCGUGGAUGAGGAAAAAGAGAAAGGGAGAAGCCAGCGUCGAGCGAUAGUCUUUGAAGAGUGAGAGUUAUGUGCGUUUUAUCAGAGCUGAGCAGGUCUCCGGUGUUGAGUGGUUCAACACGUGUCGACCCCUUUUUUCUUUUUUGUUUCGUGUUUUCUUUUUAAAUCGGGGACCAUUCACUGCUCCAGCCUCUUUGCCGCCCUGAUCUCCCUCGCUCAUAAAUUCAGGGUUUGUACAUCUUCUGUGCUGUAUGUUUGAAAGUGCUGCCAAAGAAAGAAGGGUGCAGGUCCCCAGACAUGUUUAUAUAUUGAAAACACACAAUCUUAACAGGAACAAUCGGAUAACGAAUUAAAAGAAUACAUUUUUGUUUAACUGGAUGUUCUCUCUCUUAACGCUGAUUCAUCCACAUCUAAGAAUUUCUGAACUGUACAAAUGAGGCGUUUGUUUGUUUAUUUGGGUUUUUUUUUAAAUAGAUGAGUGUAUAUAAAUGUGUGUGCAGAACAAGGAGACUGACAGACAGAGGUGUCAAACACAGACGUAUAUGUAAUUAAAAUCAGAUCAAAAUUGUUUUAUGAUUGAUUACUGCUUCUCUGUGUCAGCAAUGCCAGGUUUACUGUGUGGGGAGGCUUUUUUUUUUUUUUUUUCGAUUUAAACUUAAUACAUUGUGCAUGUUUUAACCUUUCUGUGGCUGGCGCACUCUGCAUGUAGGUCUCUUGAAGCUGUACAGCAGACCAUAUGUAUUCCAAUAAAAAUAAAAACCGACCUGUUUGU